This is a messenger RNA of Parnassius mnemosyne (clouded apollo), 1311 nucleotides long. NCBI's taxonomy places the organism in Eukaryota, Metazoa, Arthropoda, Insecta, Lepidoptera, Papilionidae. The record is from the annotation of a GenBank genome assembly.
AUGAAAAUUUACCUUUUAUUUGCACUCUGUUCCUUUAUCUGUUUAACGGGAGCUGUUGCUGACCCUGACAAUGAAGUCAAAAGAGGAGUCUUUCCCUUUAUGGCCUUUGUCUACUACCAAGAUUCGUCAGUGGUUGACGAAUUAGGUAUGCGAUUCAGUCGAGCCGCAGUUCUAAUUCGACCAAACUGGCUGCUCACCGCUUCUCUUGAACGCAACGAUGCCCCAAUGGCCUUCCCACAGAAAACACUGCUAGCCAGACUUGGUGCUGUCAAUAUAGACUCUAAUUUCAAUUUUAACGAAGACGAGGAGGAGCAGGAGCGUGAGGUGAUUCAAGUCGUUCAACCGCACAACUUCAGUGCGCAACAGUGGUGGUUUUAUGACGUCACUCUACUAAAAACUCUUCUGCCGUUCAACAUAACUUCUGUAGUAGCGCCGACAACGCCUCGUUUUAUGGAAGAUAUUAAAGUGAAAACAUGUAAGAUAUUAAUUUAUGCGAGGAGAUUCGACAAUGCAACAGAAGAUAAAAUCCUGAUGCAGAUAUCGACUGAGUUACUCUUUCCGACGACAGAUUGCGGCCUUCAUUUUCAGUCAAAUACAAUGAUUUGUGGUGCUGAUAGUGACGACAACAAGAAUUUUAUUUACGAAUCAGAAUAUUGCCAAGGUAAUAGUGGUGGUCCCCUACUUUGUGAAGGGGGGGUAACAGGAUUACAGACUUACAUUAAGGAAAAUUGUAAGCAGCCGCAUCUCUUUCAAUUAUUGUCAGCUUGGGAAAAGUUUAUUACUUGUGGCGUGGAAGAAAAAUGUCAAGAAGAACAAUGUAAUACCACAUGUGCGACAAUCAAUAAAGACACACCCAUAAAUGAGAUAGUUUUACCAACCAUCAACGAAACGAAAGUUAUUUUAGUUUCGGAAUCUGUUAUAGAAGAUACGUCCACAUCUACGGCAACUUCUAGUACGCAAGCAACUGAUAAAGUUUCUGACGGAACUGCUAAGACGCCACCAACUUUGACAACUGUAAUAGAAGAACAAACAACAACGGAAAAAAUUACAACAGUAACUGACAAUUCUAUCGCCAGCAAAAUAGAUGAAGAGGAAACAACUACAUGGAUUUCGAUUAAAAUUAAAGAAAAACCAAAAGAUGUUGACCAAACCGAAGAUGCAGAAAAUAUAGAAAGAAAACCAACCGUUGAAGCUCAACAACAAAUGAUUAUUACAAAAGCGGAGAGUUUUGCUAACGAAGUGCACUCGUCGCAAAUGUUGGUACUUUGUUUAUUAGUUAUACUCAACACAAUUAGUCAGUGGAUUGUCUAA